Molecule: messenger RNA, 8101 nt
Organism: Mercenaria mercenaria
Lineage: Eukaryota; Metazoa; Mollusca; Bivalvia; Venerida; Veneridae
Exons: 9
Coding region: 161-1903 (580 amino acids)
Molecular function (GO): phosphotyrosine residue binding
Source: RefSeq, a predicted model, not a curated record
CCGGAAGUAAAAUUAACAAGGAAGAAAUUUUGUAAACACAGGAAGCGUGUUUAAUUGCGUUCAAUUACACUUGUACAUCUGUAUUAUCUGGAAAUCCGUUUGUUUAUUACACUACUCAUUUACAUAUCUUAAACUUUGAUCUCGAAGCAGGAAGUGAAAGAUGAGUGCUAUGUAUUCAAGAGCCUUUGAUCAUCUCCAAGAUACACAAAAUGAAAAUGACACGGAUUACACGUAUCAGGAUCCUGAGCUUGACACCAAUCUUAGUUCAUUCAAACGUUCAGGGGUUGGUGGUAGAUCUACUGCCUUCAGGGCUAAAGAACGUGGUAUAACAAAAGACUCACCUACACAUGAUGACAUGGGGCAGGACCACUCAUCACAGUAUAUUGACGUGUUUGACGAUGCACGCAGCAGCAGACGCACACCACAUCAGCAGACUUCCGUACGACAGCGUGAGAGUGAACCAGUUUUAAGACGUGGACACAGAAAUGAGGAUUCAGAGGCCUAUUGUUACGCUUACACACAAAAUGUGUCGAGAGAUGAAGUUACACUCAGGAACACAAAUCUUCCAACACAGAGGUCAGUGUCUUUGAGAGACGAUUACUCACAGCCACAGGAUAGACUGUCAAGUUCCGGAUCCACUCAGGAUUAUAUAGAACCCUACCAAUCAGCAGGGAAAAGACAGAAUGCACCUAUUGUUCAGCCUGAUCCAGGUGGAAUUUAUGAAUUAGCCAAAGAUGUAACAGGAUUGAGAGAAUCUGCACCUCCUGACAAAAGGGGCACUACAAGUGAUCAUUACAAUCAUUUAAAUGAUGUCACAAACAGACUGAAUAGUGCUAACAUUUCUGAUCCAAAACAGUUAGAAGAAAGAUAUGAUCAUGUGCAGUCAUGGUCGAAACGUGUUAUGCCGCUAAAUAGUACUGAUAGUGGUACUGAACAUUACAUAUCGGCGGAGUCGUCACCACAGCGGAAGUGCUCAAACGUUUCUGAUGAAGUAUUUACUUCAAAUUUAGCUAUGAAUAAAACAUCGCCCAAUGUUUACCAAGAUUUGCCAGCAAAUUACGAAGAACCCUGGGAUUCCGAAGAAGGUCAAAAAAAGUUUGACCGUUUAAUGAGCAGGGCAGAAAGAAAACAUGACUCAAGAAAAUCAUUUGAUCAGGCAAAUAACGGAACUUCAAAUAUAAGUGUUGGCCAGUCUGGAAAUAAACUUAACACGGAUAAAGUAUCAGUGAACAAGACUGGAGUUUCUGAGGUAUAUGAAGCUGCGUGGGCAGGCAAGCCAAGUCAAAGGCCUAACCAGCCAGCUCCAGAGCAGCAUAGACGACCAAAUAUUCAGGCAAAUUAUGAAGAUGCAUGGGAUUUACCAGAGAAGCAAAGGGAAUUUGAGGAGAAAUUGUUACAGGCUCGUAAACAAAGGACGAGCCAGGGACAGGUUAGAGAAGAUGAGACUGCCACAACAGGAGACAGUGGGUCACAACCAUUCUCAGGCUUGUCUCCAACUUUCCGUAAAACCGAACCAGAUCGUAUAAUGAGGUCAGAUAGCUGCAGGUCAUUGGGUGCUCUUGCUGAAAAAAUAGACAAAUCUUUACCAUUGGACGAACAAAGUUUUUAUCAUGGUGCUGUAAAGAGGUCAGCAGCUGAACGAACCUUAGUGGUGUUUAAGGAAGGCAGUUACCUGGUGAGGCGAAGCGAGACAAGUAAAAAAGACUUCUCCCUUACUCUCAAAGGCUGGAAUGGACAGCCAAUGCACAUGAAGAUUGCCUGUCGGCCAGACGGAACAUAUAUUUUAGGGGAGAAUAGUCCACCAUUUAAGACAAUACCAGAAAUGGUUGACUACUAUACUACACAUGAACUUCCUGUACAAAAUGCAGACAGGAUUUGUCUGCUGUACCCUAUACCUUCAUGAUGAAAAGGCUUUCUUGCUUCCAUUAUCGUUAACUCCCUUCGUUAUAUUCUUUCUGAUAAAAAAAAAUUCAGUUUUAAAGCAAGCUAAAUGUCAUUUAAUAUUAGGACUGUACAGACAAUGAUUAUUUAGAUAUAUAAAAUUAUGAUAUUAAGGUAAGUAAGAAAUGUUUAGCAGGUGAUAUUAUUUUGCUUAGUUGUGAGAUUUACUGAUUGUCAUGAAUUAUUAAAAUAACGAACUCACUGAGAAGAUUAUCUGUUAUUCCAAGUGACAUUAUCAGUUGUGUUGAGGCAUUCUUAAGAUCAUAUACUAUGUGGAACUAGAACACAAGAGUUGUGUUCAUAAAGAUAUUCUUUUUUGACUUGUGACAAAAAUUAUUAAUUAAUAUUGUGAUAAUAAAUUUUUCUGCUUUUGUAUUGUAGUUAAAUACCAAUGAUGCAUUUGUGUGGUAUAUUUUUAAAUAGAAUAUAUGGGACGAUUUAGCUACCAUGUUUUAUGGAAAAAGACGAGAGUUUUAUAUCAUUAUGCAGAAACUUGAAAACUUGUAGUCAGUGCCAGAUACUGGUAUCUGGCUAUUCUCUUGGGAAGAAAGUUACUGUAUUUAUUAAAGUUCGAAAAAUGAUGCAGAUUUGAACAUAAAUGUUUGUAUAUGAUUUUCCAUCUUUUAUACAAAAAAAAAAAACAAAAACAAAAAAAAACACAAAUAUUGAUGGACAAAAACUGAUAUUGAAAAUAGAAACUAAUGUUACCCUUUAUUUUUGUUCAGGUGGAGAAUGCAUAUUUUUACCUAAGAAGUAAAAAGAGUUCUUUAAAACUUGAUUCCAUGACCUUACAAAAAGCGGCUUAUACAGUAUAAUCAUUUGAUUCUGUGGGCAUAAAUUUUGUAUUUUCUUUUGCUCAGACAGCUGUUUUGUGGAGAUGUGAAUUUGUGAAUUUCAACUUCUUUACAUUACAGGAAGGGAAAUUUUAUUUGUGUGUUGGGAUUUAGUUUUGUGGAUUAACUCAUCCACAAAAAUUAGUCCCCCAUGAAUAUUCAUGAUUUCGUAGUAUUGUUGCUUAUGUCAUACCAGUUAAGUAUUUGAUAUUGUUUUAAGUAGAUUGCUGUCUUCCAUGUUAGAUAUGACACCAUUAAUUUACAGUUGCCAAAAAAAUGCCCCCAGAAAUUUUUAAAGACCCGGUUUGUUUGGACUGCUUGACAAGUGUGAUAGUACCGAGAUGCCAAAUGAUAGCUUUAAGUUAUAAUGUUUCAGCUCAUAUUUUGUUGCUGUUUAAUAUUUGAAGGUUUACAUGAUGAAUGUGGUGUAUAUACAAUUUUUUUUAUUUCAACAUUGUAUGUUUUUUAUUUUCUAUGAUUAUGUGAGGUUUUUCCAUUUCAUUCUCCACCAAUUUGUCGUCUCUGACAAUCAUUUGUAAAAAUGUAAAUGUUAUUUUGACUUCAUAUUUGAUUAUGUAUGAUAGACUGUUAUAGUGAAAGAAAUCCCCAGUUAUUGGUUUUUCUUCUCUGAAUUAACCUGGUUAGUUUGUUCAGUUUGGAGAGCAUGACUGUAAAAAAUCUGUUGUGUAGUUUUAAGUAUUUUAGGAUUAUAUUCAAUCACCAAUUUCAUAAAAGUUCACCUGUAUUCUACUUUGGUUGAACGUUAGUUUUUUACUGCUGUUUUGAUACACAAACACACACCAAAAUAUGUUAUGUCUGUGUAUAUUUUGAUAAUUCCGUGUAAAUAUGUUACCGAAUUCGUUUCUAGAAAAUUGAAAAUUAGAAAAAAAAAAUUAUGUUACCACAUUAAUUUCAUCUUUAGAAAAUAGGAAAGGACCAAAAAAAAAAGAAAACUGAAAGUGACUAACUAUCUGCCCUCCUACUUCACACUCUGUCCUCAUGUAAAUAUAGGUUAUGUUUACAUGGAUUAUGUUGUAUACAUGUAGCUGGUGUUACGUAAUACAAGCUAAAUGAUGUCAUUUACUUAACAAAUAUAUCAGUUACGUUGUUUGCCAGCUUUUAGGUAAUAAUUAGUAAAAUAUUAAUCAGAAUUUUUGUUUUUCUGAGAUUGCAUAAUUAAGACAUUAGCUUUAGACUUUAGCACUAUCCGUCCAGUUCUUUAAACUUUUUUUUGUUUUAUUUGGCAGAGUGGCAAGUUGAGUGCCUUUGACCAUCUUAACGAUUGAUCAUAAUGAAUAAACUGAACUCAAACGAUACAAUGUUGUUUAGCAUCAAGUAGAAUCAAGAGUUAAAGACAAAAGGAAUCUUUUUUUUUUUCUUCUUUACACACCUAGAUGUUUAAUUUAUUUUGAUAGUUCUUUGUAUUUUAUUGUGAUGAUAUUGAGGCUGAGAAAAGUUAGACCAUCAGGUAUAUAGACUACACAGGUUUGAUGCUCAGGUGUUUGUUUGUUUGUUUUGGGUUUAACGCCGUUUUCAACAGUAUUUCAGUCAUGUAACGGCGGGCAGUUAACCUAACCAGUGUUCCUGGAUUCUGUACCAGUACAAACUGUUCUCCACAAGUAACUGCCAACUUCCCCACAUGAAUCAGAGGUGGAGGACUAAUGAUUUCAGACACAAUGUCGUUUAUCAAAUAGUCACGGAGAACAUACGCCCCGCCCGAGGAUCGAACUCGCGAUCCGUAGACCGACGCUCUACCUACUGAGCUAAGCGGGCUGUGAUGCUCAGGUGUACAAAUGGGACCAAUUUCUCUUUGUGCUACAGUUUUUACUCUUUCCAAAUGUUCACUCGUGUAAGAUACUUUAGCUUUCAAUGCAUAUUUACAUUUAUCAGUGAUAAUUCACGUGCUGAGAUUAUUGUUCAUUUGUUAAUCUGUUAUAUAUUUUUGUACAUUCAUUAACCUUUACCCUGCUAAAUUUCUAAAAUGGACUGGUCCAUCAUUCAAUUUGGGCAGUACUACUUAUUAUUCAAAGGGGUGUUCACUGAAAUUUGAAAAUAGUGAACAGUGCAGUCUAUCUGUGCAGGCUGAGCUUGCAAAUCUUUUCCCACUGGUGGGCUUAAAGAUUACAACCAAAGGGCCUACCUUUAAUUCAUCUGUCACAGAUGAUCUGUUUAGCUCAGGUCUUUUAAAAUAUAUAAGAUACUCCAUAUGGCAACUUGUUCAUAAUUUGGGUAAAAAAACAUGAAUGCUUUCACUUACAAAGUUUCAUCUGAUUUGGAGAAAAUAACAAGAAGUAAUUAAGUAUUAUAAAACAACUUACAUGAUUCUUUCAUCAUUUUAAGUAUCUGGGAUAUUUUACUCCUUAUAAAUCAUUGUUCUAAACAAAGAUCUUUCUCAACAAAAUUCCUUUUGUCAGUAAGUUGGUAAACUAAGGCAGUUCUCACGAAAUACAUUAGCCUGGGAAUCCAGUCUGACAAUUUCUAACCUUUUUUCUACCUGCAAAUAGACAGCCUGGGGAAACCUGUUUUCCGACCGAAGCGCCACCUAUAUUACACCCGAAAUAUGCGGGCGUUUAAUAAAGAACGAUAACUUCUGAAAGCAAUAAUCCAUGGCUAAAAAUAGAAACGGAAUUCUCAUGGAAAAAUCAGAUCGGAAUCGUGUACUUCCGAAGGUUUCCGAACAUUUCCGAGCCAUUGACAAAUACCAGUUUGUACCUCCCAUAGCUUUUCCAGCAAGUUGUAAUAACUUUUAAAUAUGUCAGUAUAAACUUUAAAUUUGCGUCAUAGCUAUCAAGAUGUUAUUUUAAUGCAGACCUAGUGAUCUACGAAAAUUGUCGAAAUUUCGGCAGCAUUGCCUCGUUUUCGAUUCAAACAAGCGCAAAUAUGAUCACAUGUUAAUUAGGCUAAUUAUAGAAAAUCGAUAAUCAGUAGUAACAUGGAAACUCCUUCAGAUUUCCCCAGGCGUUGAUAAUAUCAGAAACUCCAUGAUGUUUUUAAUGCAUAAAUAUUAGGUAUGAUUUCUUCUGACAAAGCACAAAUAUUAUCAACGGUUUCCCAGGCUAGAAAUACAUGUAAAAUACAUGAUAUCAAAUCAUUAAAUGUAUAGAGGACUAGAUUUUUACAGCUAAAAAUGCAGUUAAGUUGCCUUAAAGAAAAUUUCUGCUACAAAUUGUAACAAUGGGCCUAUACUAAAUGUCUGUUUUACUAAGGCAGACAAUUUAUAUAAAAUAAUUUGUAUUUUUUUUUUGUAUGUUUUUUUUUUCCAUUAAAUUUUUUUUUGGUUUAUUGUUAAAGAUCAUGUUGUGUGCAGAGACCUGCACUCUAAAUUUGUUUUGUGUAUUUAAGCUUCUUUUAAAUAAUUAUAUAUAGUUUUUGAUAAAGUUCUUGAGCUGUGUUCUGUAAAAAGUGUUAUUUUGUUGAUAUUUUGAUAUUAUGUUUAUGUCAGUGUUUAAAUCUGUUACGGAAGUCUUAAUAGAUAUUUUAAUGAGGCAAUUUUAUAUUUAAUGUUUGAAGAUGUUGUACAUCCUGUCUGCAUUUGAAAAGAAAAUACUAGUGGUUUUGUUUUUAUACAGUGGUGCUUUUAGCUCACCUUGAAGUGCUCAGGGUUAUCUAUUUUGAUCACUUACCAUCCAUCCAUCCACACUUUUCUUAAAUGACAUCUCGGAAACUGUUUGAUGGAAGUUGAUGAAACUUGGUCUGGAUGUUCAUUGCAGGUAGCAUUGUUUAAUAGUCCUUUACCAAAAUUGUUCAAAUCAUGUCCCUUAGGUCAAAAUUAGCCUUGCCUGGGGUUUUCUUGAUUUGAUAAGAUUAAAACGAAGGAAAUAAAACGGGCCUAAAUUCUUAAUUGAACACUGGUCAGAAGUCUGAAAUAUAUAUAUACUGUCCAAUUUAUAAGCCAUACAGUUUGACCCCAAUCCCACUUGGUGGCUGUCCAUCUGAUCAGUGGUCACCUGGUUUAAGCAGCCAAAUUGUCUGUUUCCCCUGGCUGGCUGCUUAAAACAGAAUAGACUAUAUUUAUUAUAAAUAUUCUUCUCUAAAACAGCAAUGCCCAGAACUUAAGAUAUUAAAUUUUGGCUUGCAGCAUUUUGUAGUAAUCUUCUACCAAGUUUGUUAAAAUUCUGCCCCUGGUGUCAAAGUGGCCCCACCCAUGAGGUCACUUGGCUUUCUGUCUAAAACCUCAAGGCCUAAACCUUAUGUGGUUGGCAUAUAGCAUUGUGUAGAGGUUCUCUAACAAGAAAUCAUGUCCCAGUUGAGUCAGGUGAGUGAUACAAGGCCAACAUGGCCCUCUUGUUUACCUUUUGUAUAUGCUGUAGUAGGGCUAAGUGAUUGAGGAAAAAAUUUAAUUGACGUGUUUUUCCCGCCAGUCUAAGUGGCCUUUGUUGCCGACUGAUAAGGUCUCCGACUUCAAAAUAUUUGUCCUACAACACUGUGGGUUUGAGUCUUGCUUGGAUCAUCAUGUUAGGAAGGUACCAGCCAUCUUGUGUUAGGUCGAUGGUUAUUCUCAGGUGCCUGGCCAUGCCUUAAUUAAUGAUUUGAGACUUAUCUUGGUUCCUCCUCAGACUUUAAAGCUGGAAAAUCGCCUUAUUUUGUUGAUUAGACUUACAAAUCCACCAGGUUAUCUUGCUGGGGCUGUUUGGCAAACAGUACCAGUCAUUGUGAUAAUCACAUUUCUUACCUCUGAAAUUACUUCCUUUAUUAACAGAUAUUGAUUAACACUUGUGAUAAAAUAUAUCUGACUUUAAAAAAAUCUUACCUCCAGAUUUAUUACAGAAAUAUUUAAACUGAGAGGCACUUUUAAGAUGUUUUAUGCUGUUAAUAUUAACAAAACUGUUUGACAGCCUGUAAAUUAUGUAAAAAUCCCCGGACUUUAUUGAUUAUGGAAUAUAAAUGUCACCCCAUAAAACAGUAGUAAUUUUAACUGUAUGUAAAUGUAUUCAUUUAGAUAUGUUCUAAACAUUUCUAUCCAUUUUGAUAAUAUUUCAAAGUAAAGCUAGUUGCAGGCAGUUAGCUCCUAUGUAAGAGGUUCAAAGUAACAUUUGACAAGAGUGAGUAUGUUAUUAGAAUGCAUUUCCCACAUACAAGACUUAGUAUGUCUUCUAUUGUGAAUCCAAGACAUGGGCCUUCACACUUAGAAUUUUUAUGUACUUUUAUAUGUAUUGUAUAAUAAAUAUGUUAUUUUGUUGAAUUAUAUACAUAUACUGUCUACUAACUUCCAUUAAGUGGAAAAUAAAUUGUUUACUCUAACAAUUUCUGUUUGCUUAUUUACUGUUGUUUCAAUCUUCUACUAGUAUGAAUAAAACUUGCAGUACCUAAAUAAAAUUUAAACAAUA